AAUAUCAAUGUAUGGGUUUCAGGUGAAAGCUCAAGUAUAUUGGGCACAGAUUUGAUCUGGUUUAGAACAAAGUGCCAAACCAAUUAAUAGGAGUAUGGUAUUAUUAGGUUUUGUGAGGAAAUUAUCGCAUCUCAGUCUCAAUUCUCUACGAUUUUCUCUAACUAAUUCCGCGAAAAUAGGUACUAUUUAAAGUGCUUGAAAUCGGUGAGGUUAAGAUAUGAUUUGGGUGACAAGGCUUUGAGAGGUCAUUAUUUUUGAGGGAGUAUAAAGCAAUGGAUUCUUGCUUUGCCAACAUAAAGGGCAAUGUGCCCCCAGUGAAAUUUAGUAAGGGGAGAGAGAGUGCGUUCUGGGGGAAGAAGAUCAAUGGGACUCUGAAGGGGAGGGCUUUAGGUGCUCCAUCAUUCAAGAGUGUGAGGACUGAAAAAAGGGCUGGUGCUGCUUACUCUGUUCUUACAACAGAUAUUAACAAAGAGGUUGUGACAUUUGAGGCACCAAUAUUUGAGUAUCCAGAAGUAGACCCUAAAAGUGUUGCUUCGAUUAUACUGGGUGGAGGUGCUGGGACUCGCCUCUUUCCUCUUACCAGCAGAAGAGCGAAACCAGCUGUUCCAAUUGGAGGGUGUUACAGGCUAAUUGAUGUACCCAUGAGUAACUGCAUCAACAGCGGCAUAAGAAAGAUUUUCAUCCUAACCCAGUUCAAUUCUUUCUCCCUCAAUCGCCACCUUGCUCGGACAUAUAAUUUUGGAAAUGGCAUGAACUUUGGGGAUGGGUUUGUGGAGGUUCUGGCUGCCACUCAAACACCAGGAGAAGCAGGAAAGAAGUGGUUCCAAGGAACAGCAGAUGCUGUACGCCAAUUUAUUUGGGUAUUUGAGGAUGCAAAAAACAAGAAUGUUGAGAACAUAUUGAUUUUGUCUGGCGAUCAUCUUUACCGGAUGAAUUAUAUGGAUUUCGUGCAGAAACAUGUUGACACGCAUGCUGAUAUUACAGUCUCAUGUGUACCCAUGGAUGAUAGCCGAGCUUCUGAUUAUGGAUUGAUGAAAAUUGAUAAGACAGGACGAAUCAUCGACUUUGCCGAGAAACCAAAGGGCCCUGCACUGAAAGCAAUGCAAGUUGAUACCUCUCUCCUUGGCCUAUCUGAGCAAGAUGCCUUGAAAUAUCCCUACAUUGCAUCGAUGGGUGUAUAUGUGUUUAGAACUGAUGUCCUAUUAAAGCUUCUGAGGUGGAGGUACCCUUCGUGCAAUGAUUUUGGCUCUGAAAUCAUUCCUUCAGCUGUGUCAGAUUAUAAUGUCCAGGCAUAUCUAUUUAAUGACUACUGGGAGGACAUUGGAACAAUAAAGUCAUUCUUUGAUUCCAACUUGGCCCUAACAGAACAGCCACCAAAGUUCGACUUUAAUGACCCAAAGACACCUUUCUUUACGUCUCCAAGAUUCUUGCCGCCUACUAAAGUAGAAAAAUGCAGGAUUCUGGAUGCAAUAAUUUCACACGGUUGCUUCUUACGGGAAUGUAGCGUUGAACACUCUAUAGUUGGUGUGCGUUCACGUUUAGAAUAUGGUGUUGAGCUUAAGGAUACAAUGAUGAUGGGUGCGGACUAUUAUCAAACUGAAUCUGAAAUUGCAUCUGCUCUAGCGGAGGGGAAGGUUCCCAUUGGUGUUGGACAGAAUACCAAAAUAAGGAAUUGCAUAAUUGACAAGAAUGCCAAGAUUGGAAGAAGUGUAAUCAUUGCAAAUAAAGAUGUAAGUAUUUUAAAAUUUUCUUAUUCAGACUUGAAGGUGAUGCAUUUAAAAUUUUACUCCAACAAGAAAAAAAGUUUUUUCAUUGUUAAUCGACAUAGCUGCAUGCUUUUCAUUUCUCAGGGUGUUGUAGAAGCAGACAGGCCUGAUGAAGGAUUUUACAUCAGAUCUGGGAUCACAGUUGUACUGAAGAAUGCAACAAUUAAAGAUGGAACAGUCGUAUAAAAUCUUGAGACACUUUCGAAUUUCCUCUUGCUGUGGUUAGGCCUGAAAUGGAAGCUGAGGAAAUCCGCUGGUGUGAUUUAACUUGUUCGGAUAAAAGGACGAUAGUAGGUGCGCUCCUAUAUGUAAAUUACGAGUUCUUUUGAUGUAAAAAGAGGCUAUGAGAUGUAGCUAGUUAAGUACAUUUCUGAAUAAAUCCACGGGAUGUUUACUCUUUUUAAUUUUAUGAAAUAGCAGAUUCCAUUUGGUA
Cornus florida is the source of this 2199-nucleotide messenger RNA. RefSeq names its product glucose-1-phosphate adenylyltransferase large subunit 1-like. Gene Ontology annotation, molecular function: glucose-1-phosphate adenylyltransferase activity. Bases 273 to 1952 code for a protein of 559 amino acids. The record is from RefSeq and is a predicted model, not a curated record. NCBI's taxonomy places the organism in Eukaryota, Viridiplantae, Streptophyta, Magnoliopsida, Cornales, Cornaceae. The transcript is spliced from 15 exons. Gene Ontology annotation, biological process: glycogen biosynthetic process.